Prunus mume (Japanese apricot) is the source of this 2427-nucleotide messenger RNA. The record is from RefSeq and is a predicted model, not a curated record. NCBI's taxonomy places the organism in Eukaryota, Viridiplantae, Streptophyta, Magnoliopsida, Rosales, Rosaceae.
AUGGCUACAGCUUUGAUGAUGAACUCAAUUAUCUUCCUCAUUUUUGCAUGCUUGUGGACUUGUCAGGAUGCUGCAAGUGACACACUCAAGCCAGGGGACACUUUCAAUUCCUCAAGCUCCUUAGUCUCUGCAUCAGGCAAGUUCAUCCUGCGUUUCGUUGUACAAACUAGUUCGAACACCAGCUAUCUAGCUAUCCUGCGCAAUAAACCAGGAGCAAACAAAGCAUGGAUUGGCAACAGAAACACACCUAUUCCAUACCCUUCCUCCCCACUUCUCACCUUGGACUUGAACAACACAUUGAAAAUUAGUCAAACAGGUCAAGAUUCUAUUCCAAUUUUCUCUGCUCCACAAACUAGCGGUCCCGUUGUGGCUACCCUUUUGGAUUCUGGCAAUCUUAUAGUACAAGAACUGAACUCUGUGGAUGGAUUGACGAAACGGGUUUUGUGGCAAAGUUUUGAUUAUCCAGUAGACACAUUUUUACCCGGUAUGAAAUUAGGUGUUAACCGUAGUAAUGGCCACAUAUGGUCACUUUUAGCGUGGGCAGGUACAUACAACCCAGCUCCAGGACCUUUCACUCUUGAUUGGGAACCCAAUGAGCGCCAGUUGAAAAUCAGGAAAAGUGGGGUGGUUUAUUGGACAAGUGGAGUCUUAAGAUCAGAUGGGAGAUUUGAAUUUAUUUUGCCAAAUGAGUCCAAGCAGAGGUACAAUUUUAGCAUUGUUUCAAAUGAGAGCGAAGAGUGCCUCAAAUACAGUGCUGUAGAUGAUCAAAGUGAACCUGAACCAGAAUUGGUGCUAUACAGCCAGGGGAAACUUCUUGACUAUGGGGGACGAGUUGAUAUUGUACUAGCACUUAACUGUGAUGGCUAUAACACCGAUGGAGGGUGCGUGAAAAGGGGCGAUUGUGUGGCCAGAGUUGGUGAUGACUUUGAGCUCAAAAAUGGUGUCUUUAAACCCAUGAAUUUGAGCUCAAGAUUCCCAUACUGGUUUGAUUCAAAUAUAAGCCACAGUGGUACUAUAAACGCCUGCAAGGCUACUUGUUGGAACAAUUGUACCUGCCUUGGAUUCAACUUUCCAAUAUCAGAUAAUCAGACUACUGGUAGUACAGGAUGUCAAUUUUGGAGUGUAGACAGUGAGUUGGUCGAAGAAAACACUGGAUCGAGUACUGCAACUAGUAGCUUUGUUUUGUCAAGUUUAACAUCGCCACCAAAAUCACCACCUCACAAAAAUACUGGACAAAAGUGGAUAUGGAUUGGCACAUCUUCUACUGGUGCUGCUCUAAUGCUUUUAGUCUUGUGCCAUCUGCUACGAAGAAGAAGAUUGGCACUUUCAACUGGCGAAAGCAGGACAAACAUUGAGAACGAAAUGCUCAACUUCAUGAAAUCUAAUAGACCUACUGAUCAUGUUGGACUUCAAAAUGAUGGAAAGAUGGGACAUCAGGACCUAAGUGUAUUUAGCUAUGCAUCUGUCUUGGCUGCCACUUCCAAUUUCUCAGAUGAAAACAAGCUUGGAGAAGGGGGCUUUGGACCUGUUUAUAAGGGAAAAUUGGCGACGGGACAAGAAAUCGCUGUGAAGAGGCUUUCGAAAUGUUCAGGGCAAGGAACCGCAGAGUUCAAGAAUGAGUUGAUGCUCAUAUAUGAACUCCAACAUACAAACCUUGUUCAGCUUUUUGGGUUUUGCAUUCAUGAAGAAGAUAGGAUGUUGAUAUAUGAGUACCUGCCAAACAAAAAUCCAAACAGACGUCUACUUCUAGAUUGGAAGAAGCGUUUUGGUAUACUUGAAGGAAUCGCUCAAGGGUUGCUGUACCUGCACAAAUACUCAAGAAAGAAAGUAAUUCACAGAGAUUUAAAAGCAAGUAACAUACUGCUUGAUGAAAAUUUGAAUCCCAAAAUCUCCGAUUUCGGUAUGGCAAGGAUUUUCACCAAUAAUGAAUUGGAAGCAAACACUACCUUUUUCAUUUUCAUUUGGUGCAGUGGUUACAUGCCUCCUGAGUCCAUGGAAGGAAUUGUUUCCGUAAAAUCUGAUGUCUACAGUUUCGGGGUGUUGAUUCUUGAAAUCAUAAGUGGGAGGAGAAACAACAGCUUCUACAAUGAUGAUCGCGCGCUCAGUUUAGUAGGAUACGCAUGGGAGUUAUGGAAAGAAGGUGCAGGACUAGAAUUAAUAGAUCCAACUGUAGGUGAUUCAUGUAUUAGCGAUCAAGUGUUAAGAUGCAUCCAUGUUGGUCUGUUAUGUGUAGAGGAAGAUGCAGCAGAUCGCCCCACCAUGUCAGCUGUAGUAUCUAUGUUGAUAAAUGAAAGCACACCAUUAGCCUUACCUACAAAGCCAGCAUUUUUUGUUGGAAGGAAAUUGGUGGAGGCUGGUGUAGGUGGAAAGCAACCUGAAAUUGCAUCAGUGAAUGACUUGUCGAAUUCCGAUUUUGAUGCACGUUGA